Molecule: messenger RNA, 1565 nt
Organism: Schistosoma turkestanicum
Lineage: Eukaryota; Metazoa; Platyhelminthes; Trematoda; Strigeidida; Schistosomatidae
Source: the annotation of a GenBank genome assembly
CUAUGUACACGUGUUGAAAAUGAAUUUCUUUAUUAAUCCUCGAUUUAGUACCAAUGAUAUCACUAUAGAAAAAUUAUAUCUCGGUAAAUUAACCAAUUCACAAUCAUUAUUACCAUCUGUAAAUAAAAUAAAAUUGUCAGAGAGGUUAUUUCAUGAAAUACGUUUCAUGUCUGCUGCUAAUUGGUUUAUUAAGCAUCAAGAUAAUAGGACUGGUGGUUGGCCUGUAAAUGUUCGACGUAUAUCGUAUGGUAGAAAAGCCUUGAAACCUGGAUGGUAUUCCGCUAUGGGUCAAGGUCAAGCAAUUUCGCUUCUAGUUAGAGCUUAUAAUUACACUGGGAAUCGAUUAUAUUUGGAAGCUUGCCAUCGUGCUUUAGAUUUGUUUAACGUAAAUAUAAAACGUGGAGGCAUUCGUUCGUAUUUUUUGGAUCAGUCCGAUUUAGUAUGGUUUGAAGAGUAUCCAUUCGAUCCUCCUAUUCACGUAUUGAAUGGGUUUAUUUAUUCACUUAUCGGUUUGUAUGAUUAUAUCAAAUUAUUGGUGAACUCUCCAGAUCCUUCGGCUUCAUCUUAUCUUUCAGAAGCUCAAAUUCAUCUAGAUACAGGAUUGACAAGUUUAUCCAGGUUACUCCCAUUAUUUGAUUCUGGUAGUGGUAGUUUCUAUGAUCUUCGUCAUCUUUCAACAGACUAUAAUCAUAGACCGGUGAAAAAAAUCGAAUCUAAAUUAGCUAAAAAUGCAUUUCAAUUAUUCACUGGACCCAAUCGAGCUCGUUGGAGUUAUCAUUCCCUGCACAUUAAACAACUUCAAACUUUGAGUGAUUUAGAUCCAACACAUGCUAUUCAAUGGAACACUACAGCUGAUCGAUGGAUUGCUUACCUUCAAGGUUUCAGAUCUCUUCAAAACUAAUAUACUUUAUUUUGUUACUUAAUUACUUUCUGCAUCUUUGUUUAUUCAGGUGACUUCCAACCAUUUACAUAUACUAGUCAAAAAUGCGCAUUUAUUGUAUUAUUAGCCAUUAUACAUUCUACUCAUAUAAUAUUUUAUAGUUAUAAUUAAGUGUAAUUAACUUAUCGUUUACCUAUUUAACAUUCAGUAAAGACAAUACAUAUUUUUUAAUGCAUAAGUGCAAAAUCACUCUCUGCUUACAAUCACUCGUCAUUCACACAACCUUGAGCAACUUAAGUGGACGGGAGACCAUUCUUUGUCUGAAUAACGCGAAGUGGUCCUCAUAUUCAUUUGUUGUGAUUCUUUCCCUAGUAUGCAUGCAUUUGUAUUCAAUGGAUAAUUUGUAAAACAUUCUGGUUAAUGUAUUCAAUUUCUAUCUGCUGUAUUAUAUUUAGAGGUAUGUAAACUUUCUCUAUAAUCUUGAUGAUUUCGAUCUCUGACUGAACAUAUUAUCGUUCCAUUGACCUGCUUCUGAUCUGGCUUUCAUUAGACAUGGAAGUUAUUUUCCGACAAUGAUUUUUCGAUCAAAGAUCAUUCAGUUGGGAAAAUUUGUAUGUGGAUUUAAUGAUAUCCAAUGGUCAAAAAAGGCAUAAGUUUAUAUGCCGGCACUCUUUACAUUCGUAAA